Naegleria gruberi is the source of this 1607-nucleotide messenger RNA. Its product is annotated as ras family small GTPase. Gene Ontology annotation, cellular component: plasma membrane. The coding region runs from base 1 to 1011 and encodes 336 amino acids. The record is from RefSeq and is a predicted model, not a curated record. Gene Ontology annotation, biological process: signal transduction. The transcript has 3 exons. Lineage: Eukaryota; Heterolobosea; Eutetramitea; Acrasida; Naegleriidae. Gene Ontology annotation, molecular function: GTP binding; GTPase activity; GDP binding.
AUGUCAAUCAAACAACCGUUUAAUUUCUUGGCCAAUUUUUCAUCAUUACCUCCAGAAAUUUAUCAGCACAUUCUCUCCUUUGCAAUUGAUCCAAAACUAUUCCGAUCAAAACAUGAAACUCAUUCCGAUAUUGUUUUUAUAGCCAAUUUUCAAUCACUUUCCAAAAAGAUUUCUCACUCGAAGGAAAUGCAAGAUUAUUUCAAUGAUUUUUGGUGGAGAGUUUACGAAUGUCAGGGGUCAAUAUCUAGGAAAUCACUUCAUGAUUUGGAAUUAAUUAAAAUUGAUUUGAUGAAGAGAGGAGAAUUGCGGAGAAAAGUUAUCCUUGCCAGAUUUAUUAAAUUUCAAACGGUGAAAGGUACUUUAAAGAAUGCAAAGAAUGGUGCAGCUGAGGAAUAUAGAAUGGUGGUGAUUGGAGAGGAGGGAGUUGGAAAAUCAGCUCUCACUAUUUUUUAUGUUGUGAAUAUCUUUGUGGAUCUAUAUGAUCCUACGAUAGAAGAUUCGUAUAGGAAAGUAGCACAGGUGGAUAACCGAGUUGCUUUAUUGGAAAUUAUGGAUACAGCUGGUAAUCAAGAUUUUGAGGCUUUUAAACAGAAUUAUACAACAUUUGGAAACUGUUUUGUUGCUGUUUGUUCUGUGGAUAAUUUGGAAACAGUGAAGGCACUCAGACACAGAGUGGAAUACAUCAUCAAGAUUAAGGAAAGACCAGUGAAUGAUACACCUAUUGUAUUUGUAAUUAAUAAGGUUGAUUUAUUGGAAACAAAUAGAGACGAAACUUUGAACGAGUUCAAAAAGGAAAUUAAUUUAAUUAUUAAGGAAUUUUCACUGUUGAAUACAAGUAUUGUGGAAAGUAGUGCCAAAAAAGGAGAAAAUAUUAAUUUGAUAUUUGAGGAAGGUGUAAGAAUGGAGAGAUUUUAUAGAGUUGAUAGUUUGCCAAUUUUACAAAACGUAAUUUCCAAAGAUUCAGCACUUCUGCAAGAAAUUAAACCAAGCAAAAGGUGUUUUAUAAUGUAAUUAUUGUGGUAUUUUUCUGAAAUACUCAAAACUCCUUCAUCACCAAUUUCACUGAUUAUCAUUCAUGUCCAAUAUUAUUUCCAUUAAUAUUUAGAUCAGUCAAUUGUUUAAGUUGACUGAUGUAUAGAACUUCCAAAUUUCAAUAUUAUUCACAGGUUUGGUUAAUUAGUUCAUUACACUAAACAUUAACCAAUAUUUGGUAAAAAUCCAUGUGUUUCUUCUAAAAUUAGUAUAUCAUCAAGUUAGUAAAAUUUCUACAUCUGAAAACCAUUGAGAAUUAUUUAACAAUCUUGCAAAAAGUCUUUCCUUAUUGAUUUCUGUUGUUUGAAUAGCACAUAAAUGCCAUCCAGCACAAUAAAUAUCAUUAAUUCCAAAUAAGUUUUUAGAAACAAGCCAUGGCGUUCCAUUACCUGCAUGGACUAUUCUAUUCUUACACACAGUUCCUGUACUUCCAGUAAAUCUACCAACUAUAAGAAUAUGACUUUCUGUAAGAAGAGCAGUAUAAGUAGAUCCACAUCCAAUCCGCAACACUCUUGAAUGAUACAUUGUUGGUGGAAUAAUUUCAACAAAUUGUCUAACAAUAUUCGAUUGAUCUG